AUGGCUUCGCAUCAUAUCAAAGCGGCUCAGUGGGCCAAGUCGAAAGGUACCCCUCGGGUGGUGGUCGACUUCUGCGCGGCCCAUGGCAUGUGGGCGACGGAUAGACAAGUACGGCAUCGAGAGGAUUUCAAUGCGAAGGUCGUGGAGGACGGCGAUAAGCUCCCGAAGGAUGCCACCUGUGGUGCGUUUCCGUUCGACAACUGUGACAUGAAACCCGUGGUUGGAGUUAGCCAGGGGGAGCCUCAUCUGUCAACGAUCGCGGCUUCGGUCGUCACGGUGGGGGGGUCGGUGGGUAAACUCGAAGACGCCUCGAGGUUGAAGCGGUAUAGCCUCCUGACCUUGGACGACGUGAUGAAGGGGCCAAAUGCACAGGGGGGCGAGCGGCGGUUCGAAGCCUUCCAGUCACAGCUCCGACGUGCCGUUUACGAGAGCGCGUCGUUAGGUUCGACACCGGACGGGCCGCUGUGGUGUGUGGAGGCUCAACUCCGAAAGGAUCUAACGCCGGAGGAGAGAGCUACUCUCGACGGCCGGUACGUGUUCAUCCAACUAGAGAGUACAAAAAAAUUCACCGAUAACAAGGCGGCCAUCGACUGCAUCCUCCGGAUAUGGCGUGGUACGGUCGCCGGCAAGGACGGCGCGCCGUGUAUCAUCGCCGGGGACGAGGAGACGUAUCGCGUCUUGUACCACAUCCAGAAGCAAGAGCGCGUCGCAUAUCGUCAAUUUCGUCGGUACCCGGGUGAUUGGCACCUCCACUUGCACGUGGCGAAGGCUCUUCUCAAGCGGUAUUGGGGGGCUGGCGUAGAGUUCGUGGCGAAGGAUUUGGGCACGGACAACAGCAAGUCAAGCGAGGGGAGCAACUACCGACGGGCACACCACCAUCUCGUCGUGAUGGCUUCCACUAGGGGGGAUAUGACGGCGGAGGAUGCCGACAGCAUGGUGGUUGCGUGGAUCAAGAAGCGAGCGGCAAAGCACAAGACUUUCGCCCUAUGGGAGCAGUUCCUCUUGCACGACUUCCCUGCCUACGUGACCUUCCGGACAGCGCUUCGCACGGGAGAUUUCAUGCUGCGGCUUGACGCACUUCGCCGUAUCGCUCCCAUUUUCUAUAUCACCGGUAAGGACCGAUACCAAUUCCUGGUGGUGGAUCACCUUGCGGAGAUGUCAACGAUGUCGGAGUCGGAUCUGAAGGUGAUUGCCGAGCUAUUUUCCGUCUCCCUCAGCAAGGAUGCGUGUGCCCGGCUUGGUUUGGAUGAGAGGCAGGAGGUUGCUAAUCGUAUGUACAAGACCUUGACGAAGUGGAUACUUCCGAGUUUCAUCCACAAGCUAGCCCCGACUGCGGUGCUUCGAGAGAUAGUUGAAUUUGAGUUUGAGCGGGAAUUCCUCGAAGGACCACGUCGUGGCCUUGGACGGGAGGGUGUUUCCAGAGGCAAAGUGGCAAGAGAUUCUCGGUGCCCCGGCAACGGCGUCAGAGAAGAUUCGGGAGUCUUGUUCUCCGUCAAGAAGGACAAGACGAAGAAGAGAACGACCAAAAAGAAGUUAUUCUCCAUCCCGGCUUUUAACACAGAGAACAAGUCGACGAGGAGCAAGGGGAGGUCGUCAAAGCUGAAGGAUACAGUUGGCAACGCCUGCGCGGGGGGGCAAGAGAUGAAGGCGGUGGUCCUGAACAUCUGGGACAUGGUCGAAGGGGGGGGGUCGUUGUCCGAGGAACAAGUGGUGGGCAUGGUGACGAGGGUUGGAGCAUCGACGCCAUUUAGCAUGGCAAAUGCUACCGGAGGGGCUAAACAUGCCAACAAAUCCGCAGGCCCGACGAAGUGGCUCCAGAUCACAGCUCCGACGCCGUCGCCGACGAGCCGUUUUACACCGUGCAUGCCCACGGAGUGGAUCUGCCUUGGUCAAUACAGCAAGGGGUGAGGCAACGGGACUUGGAGGGUGGGGCAGAGGGGGUUAUCAACUA
Messenger RNA from Ectocarpus sp. CCAP 1310/34, 1951 nucleotides. Lineage: Eukaryota; Phaeophyceae; Ectocarpales; Ectocarpaceae. The record is from the annotation of a GenBank genome assembly.